Molecule: messenger RNA, 2521 nt
Organism: Drosophila montana
Lineage: Eukaryota; Metazoa; Arthropoda; Insecta; Diptera; Drosophilidae
Product: mucin-2
Exons: 9
Coding region: 84-1784 (566 amino acids)
Source: RefSeq, a predicted model, not a curated record
CUCUCGGGUCAGAGUCUUGUCUGCUUUCGUGCGGUUAGGACGCGUUUUAUAGAAUUAUACGGUACUAAGCUCGCGCUUACGUUAUGCUCGGCAAUAGAUUCGUGGCGGCCGUCUUGGUGGUCAGCUGCAGCCUAGCUCAGGCCUAUCCAGCGCUCUUGCCAUAUAUCUACACUCCUUCGAAGCGCGGCGAUGCAGCCUUUCCGCUGAUCGAGGACGAUGUGGUCGAGCUGGAUCAGCUGCGGCAGGAGCCUCAGCCUGUCGUGGGCAAGCGGCAGCAUGAUGGCAGCACGGUGCGCACAACAACCACCACAAAGGAGAGCAUUGAGAAGGUGAUUGCCCCUCCGGAGGCGGGCAGCAAGGAUCAUAGCUUGCAUCUGAUGCCCGACCUGGAGCGACAACUGGAGGUGGCCACGCCGUUGAUGUCAAUGUCGACCACAACCACCACAAGCACAUCGGCCACCACGACUACGGCGGCCUUCAAGGAUGACGGCGAGCGUUCACAGCUAGAGGAGCCGAAAACGGCUGGAAAGCCAGCGACCGAGCCGGGCGCACAUGCCAAGUGUAUAUCCACGAAACCACCCAAAAAUCAACAGGCUUUCUACGGUGCAGCGCGUCUAGCGUUUGGCCAAAAUCCCGAGGUGUUGCCCACAUCUCCCACGUCCACAACAACGUCCACGUCUACGUCUACGUCCACGUCCACGCCCACUUCCACUUCCACUUCGACAAGCACAAGCCCAACAACAACAACUGCAACGCCAGCUUUCGGAGCAGAAGCGGCAUCAGUCGAACGCGAUGCCCAACCUGUCGAGGAUUUGGCUGGCGAGCCAGCCGAGAAUGCCGCAGAGACAGAGGCAACAGCGGCCACGGCUGAUAAAUUGCCUGGGUCUCAGCAUAAUCACGAUGUCAACAAGGAGACCAUUGGCGACAUAUUGAUCGAUCAGCUAGAGACGGUGGCCAAGACCACCGAACGGCGCUCCGGCAUGCCCCAUAUGACGGCCAAGACCGCUCAGAGUCUGUUGCGCAAUCCGAAUGGCCAAUACUCCUCCUUCGAUAUGGCCCAAUAUGUCUUCUGGACUGGCGAUGAGACGGGCGUUGCCAGGGCAGUCGAGGAAUUUAUCAAUGAGAAUUUGAUUACCAGGGAGAGCGCUCUGAAGUUUUUGCGUGAUAUACGUCUGGGAAUUGAGUUCUUGCAGCGCUCCUAUGCCAAUCGCAUUUUUCCCGAGGAGCUGCGUCAGAAUCAUUUGAAGCGCAAUAGCUUGCCCAGCAGUACAACCACAUCGACCACAACAACCACAACUAGCACGACCACGGAGAAGCCAUUCGUUCACCUGGACAUCGAUUCGGAGGGGGUAACACCUGAGAUAGGCCGAGGCAAAUCGCUGGACAGCUUCACCUUCUGGAGCAAGCUCAAGGCGCUUGAGAAUGAGAGUCCUCAAGAUCUUACGGAUUAUGAUGAUACCAUGGGUCGCGCCAAAAUCGUUGAGUAUUUGUACAAUGAGUACAGCUUAGAAGAAAUACUGUAUAAAUUAGCCAAGGUAAUGUUUGCCCAGUCCCUGGCACAUGGUUCCGAUGAGGCUCAACAGGAGUUGCAGAAGCUAACCGAGUUCCUGGAGCGUGAAGGCAAUCUGGGUGUUAUUCCUGUUGAUUUGCAAAAGAAAGUUUUACGUGUGCUGCUCACCGCAUUGUCGGACACUCUGACCGAACAUCCGGAGCUAUUGCCAGCUGCGCGUGUUAACUUGGCCAAUCCAUUUUUCAGGCUUCCAAUGCAUACUCCCAGCCAAUAGAGCGUUUCGAUCGGAGUUUGUAAGCGUUAUCAGAAAGUAUAUACAUAUAUAUACACUAAUAAUCUAUAUUAAAUAUUAACUAAGUUAUUAGCAGAUACACUGAACAGAUCCAUAUACUUAUUCUGUUCCAAUUUGUUUAGCAUAGACAGAAAUGCGCUCUCUCGGAAUUGGUCAAAAAUCUAAAUUUCUAUAAAAAUGAAAAAACACAAUUUAAUUUCGCUCUUAUCAAUUGUAAAAUAGCAAAAAACUCUCGUGAUAUUUUUGGCAGGUUAGAAAGUGCGAGAUAAAGCAAGAUUUUUAUAUUCAAAAUACUUAUAUGCAAAAUGUUUGAAAGCAAGGAAAGAAACGGAGCAUGUGAAAAUCAAGCAAACAAAAGAGAGACUUGCGCUAUUUGAAGCUAUAUAAAAAUCGAAUAUAUAUAAAUAUAUAUGUAUAUGUAUUUGUAGAAUAUUGGUAUGCUUGCUUAUAUUUGAUAUGAGUUAGUUGGCAACACUUAAGAGGUUGAAGUUGAUGAUAAUAUUCUUUGUUAGUUGAGGCAUCGUUUUUUGCUCCCCCUUAAAUACUUAAAAUGAAGCAGGAAAGGGCUUUAAGUCCGCAUAUAUCAGUAGCAAAUAGAACUGCUUAUAUACAUACCCAUAUAUAUAUAUAUACUUUUUUGUUCCCUAUCGUAAGUCCCCAGAUAUAUAUGUACCCUAUCGAAGAAAUACAUAGCUAACAAGUUGCUUAUUGAUUGAGAA